CUUUAUAUGCUAGUUGCCUGGCUGGGAAUUUGGUGGAACAACUAUGGAAUUUUGCCUCGCCUGCUGCUAUUGCAUUGAUUCAUCCUAGUCUUCUUCCUGUAGCACUAAUGGCUUUCGUUGCUAAGCUUGCUGUAAUUGGUGGAGGUCCUCUGGUUGGCAAGCUUAUGGAUCACUUUCCGAGGGUACCUGCAUAUAAUUGUCUAUCUAUAGUCCAGACAGCUGCCCAGUUGGUGUCUGUUGGAAUGAUUAUACAUGGUCACACUCUUCAUCCAACAUCUGCAUCAUCUUUACUUUUCCGUCCUUGGUUUGUUGUGCUUGUUCUAGCGGGAGCUGUUGAGAGGCUAUCUGGGUUGGCAUUGGGGGUCGCAGUGGAGCGUGAUUGGGUUGUUUUGUUAGCUGGAACUAAUCGCCCAGUUGCUCUUGCUCAAGCAAAUGCUAUUCUAAGCCGUAUUGACCUCUUAUGCGAGAUUGCUGGAGCGGCAUUGUUUGGCAUUCUUCUGUCUAAAUAUGAACCAGUUGUAUGCUUAAAAAUUGCUGCCGGUUUGAUGAUUGGGGCACUUCCUGUUUUGGUAUCUCUGACAUGGCUAACCAACAAGCUUUCUUCUGGGGUUCUCAACCGUGCUGUGCAAACUUGUUGCAGUUGUUCCUCCGAGCGGUCUUUACUAGAAUCUGAAAAUAUAGUGAGAGUGGGUCUGGAAGCUAUAAAGCAUGGAUGGUUUGAAUAUGUCAAACAACCUGUUCUUCCAGCAAGCAUAGCCUAUGUGCUUUUAUACUUCAAUGUUGUUCUUGCACCUGGUGGUUUAAUGACAGCGUUCUUAACACAGCAAGGUUUAAAUCCAUCUAUUAUCGGGUGCUUCAGUGGAAUAUGUGCUUUUAUGGGCGUCGCGGCAACAUUUGUCUCCGCAAAGAUGGUCAAGCACCUUGGCAUCUUAAGGGCUGGAGCUGCUGGCCUAAUAUUCCAGGCUUCGCUUCUGACCACAGCUGUCGCUGUCUACUGGAGUGGAUCUCUUUCUCAGCAGACUCCCGUUUUCUUUUUCUUGGCUUUAGUUGUAUUGUCAAGACUGGGACACAUGUCCUAUGAUGUCAUUGGGCAACAGAUUCUACAAACUGGAAUACCUGCAUCUAAGGCUAAUCUUAUCGGAACAACCGAGGUUGCUGUUGCAAGUUUAGCAGAAUCAAUCAUGUUAGGAGUUGCAAUAAUUGUUAAUGAUGUCUCACAUUUUGGAUUUCUAGCGACACUUUCCCUUGUAUCAGUAGUUGGGGCAGCAUGUCUAUACUGUAGAUGGUUGGAAAAUCCGACAGAUACACAAAGGACUCUUUUCUCUUUUCGCCCUCAUUUUUGAAAUGCCAAAAGUAAGUAUUAAGUAGUUGUAAAUUCUUCUGUAGCAUGGUUUUAGUCAUCAUAUUGAAAGUUGUACAUCCCAAUUGAACUGCAUCCAGUAUGCCUUUUAUAAAUAGUUAUUACUAUAUCAGCUAACAUUCAUUUUAUAUAAAAGUUGAGAAGUACUCAUUUAAAGUGAA
Messenger RNA from Nicotiana tabacum (common tobacco), 1521 nucleotides. The record is from RefSeq and is a predicted model, not a curated record. NCBI's taxonomy places the organism in Eukaryota, Viridiplantae, Streptophyta, Magnoliopsida, Solanales, Solanaceae.